AGUUAUCAGCUUGCCUGCAAGUUAAGACCAUUUAUGAAGGAGUGAUUAAUCCUAUCAAAGUAUGUUAGCAAGUAAGUAGCGUGUGUGCUUAGCAGUCUGAUAUACCCCGCCAUAGUUAGUUAGUAAGUUAGUGUAUCAGAAGUGUGACAAUCGUCAAUGGCCAAGUGAGAGAGCGAGUGGGAGAGCCCACCGCACCUGCCGCCGAUAAGAGUUUUUUCAGGCGACACAAUGACAAUAUUUAACCUCUGACGGCAGCUCAUUUGAGUUUCACACGCCGACUAGAGGAGGAGCAGGUGGAGGUGGAGGUGGUGGCCAGCCAGAGUCAGCAUCGAAUCAUCAGCACAGAAGCACAGCGGAAAGCGAAAGGAGCGCAGAAUCGUGGGCGGACACAUGUUGCCAUGUUGACAAGGGCAUGGGUGUGGGAAUGGAGGUGGCUGAUGUGGCUGCUAUGUUUGCUACCUGGGCAGGUGCUGCUCGGCAACGCCGCCUCGGUCACCUGGGGUCAUGUCAACAAAUACGCCAGCGUGCUGCACACCGAAGAUGUUUACCUGGCGCCGGGUAGCAGCGGUAGAGAUGUGGCCUACGGCUCGCAGAAUGCCAGCGAUAACUACCGGAUUACGGGCGUGCAUGUCGAGGAUCUCGGCGAGGUUGAAGCGGAGGCAGAGCUCAUGGCUGGCGGCAUUGGCCAGCAGUUUGUGGUCCUUCACUGCCGGCGACUUCGGGACUCCGAGGAGCAGCCACAAGCGGCUCAUCUCGAGGUGUCCAUCUAUGGAGUGGACCUAUAGGUUGUUAGCUACUUUGCAGGGGGAAUAAUCCCCAAGCCAUUUGUUGUAAAUAUCAAUUAGAACUUUCAAUGGAGAACUUUCAGCUGUGCAAGCCAGAUAUCUUCCAGUUAUAACAAGCACAAAUAGCAGCUUGAAUUUAUAUAUUUUAAGUAAACAAAUUUUAAAUUCCCUAUACAUGUAACUUUAUGUGAAAUAUCAGUAAGUUAGCAGUUAGCCAUUUUUAAAGUACAAACGUAAGCAUCUGCAGCACUGAACCAUAUUCAAUGCCAUCUUGAGUGGAAUCGACCUCUUCGGAUUGUUUUCACUACAUACGACCUACAGUCGCUAUAGUAAUGAUGGGUUUUAGCUUCUUUAUCCGCUCCUUGCACUGAAAACUUUUUAACUGGCACUGAACAACGUAAUAGUAUUUAAAGUUGAAAGUUGCCAAAGGUUGUGAAGUUUGGAUGUCGCUUAAAGGCUGUCGGGUUUUUAUAAUCUCAUGGAAAUGAGGCAGACAACUAUGUAAGUUUGUAACUAUGCAACUAUUUGCCUUCCUGUGCUCACCUUAAAAAAUACUAUUUUUCCACUGCUGCCAGAUGCGCGAGCUUAAAUUUAUUUAAUUAAAUUGUAAUAAGACCAACAAGUCGGACGUUAUAAUAAACAUUCACUCUGAACAAAA
Messenger RNA from Drosophila santomea, 1443 nucleotides. RefSeq lists its product as uncharacterized. NCBI's taxonomy places the organism in Eukaryota, Metazoa, Arthropoda, Insecta, Diptera, Drosophilidae. The record is from RefSeq and is a predicted model, not a curated record. The coding region runs from base 399 to 785 and encodes 128 amino acids. The transcript has 2 exons.